AUGCCUCGCAUUGUUUGCAACCCUGACGCCCCGUCGGGCCCGUGGACGGCAAAGACGCCCUGCCUCGUCUGCUAUGAAGCUCGCAAAGUCCGAGAACGCCCCAGCAUCCUCCGUCGACUCCUUUGCAGCACUCGCCGGCCCGACCCCAUGUUCCUCCCCUCCGUAUGUUCUGAAUGCGGCAGCGCCGGCAGCGUGACAUUCACCUUCAGCGAACCCAACUGGAAUCCGGAACACCGUGCAGACCGCCGCGUGGAAGAGUCCGUGGGGCCCACGAACGAGACCCGGGCAGACGACGUCUUUGGCCCGCCGACACCCAUGGGCAAGCCGGCGAGGAUGUGGGCCAGGUUCAAGCCGCUGGAAAACUACCCGCAGUUUGCGGCCCCCGACGCUCACGACCUGGCCUGGGCCAAGGCCAUCAGGAAGGCGCAGAAGCCGGAGCGGAGCGUCUCGGGUUUGCUGAAAAGGUUGCGGAGCAUGGCGGCCCCUCUCAUGCCCCCUCGCGGACCAACACCGCUGCCCUUGACUUACGAAGAGCGUCGGAGAAGAUCGCAGGAAAGGUGGCGCCUGGCCAAGAAGUUGAGACGGACCAGGAACGGAGCCAAGAAUCGAUCCACGUCAAAUGUGACCUUGCCGCGGAGUAUCCUCGAGUCUAUUCCGGAAGAGGAAGAGCCCGAAGAGGAAAGCCGGACCCUAGUUCGUCACCAGUUGAAGGGUGGGUAA
Messenger RNA from Colletotrichum spaethianum, 720 nucleotides. RefSeq lists its product as uncharacterized. The coding region runs from base 1 to 720 and encodes 239 amino acids. The record is from RefSeq and is a predicted model, not a curated record. Lineage: Eukaryota; Fungi; Ascomycota; Sordariomycetes; Glomerellales; Glomerellaceae. The transcript has a single exon.